Molecule: messenger RNA, 1563 nt
Organism: Trypanosoma grayi
Lineage: Eukaryota; Euglenozoa; Kinetoplastea; Trypanosomatida; Trypanosomatidae
Product: zinc finger family protein
Exons: 1
Coding region: 1-1563 (520 amino acids)
Biological process (GO): protein ubiquitination; mitotic cell cycle checkpoint signaling; ubiquitin-dependent protein catabolic process
Cellular component (GO): nucleus
Molecular function (GO): ubiquitin-protein transferase activity; protein binding; metal ion binding
Source: RefSeq, a predicted model, not a curated record
AUGUCAAGCCCCGCGCAGCACAAUCUCAUUGAUCGCAUCGCGGCGUGGGACGCCGCCACGCCUCACGAGUCCCUCAUUGCCGACUCCGUUGAGGACGCGUUUGAGUUGCUGGCACCGUCAGUGAACGGCCCGCUGGUGGCACGUCUCGUCCCGCUGCACGCCGACGCUGCUGCUGAGCACCUCUUAGUGGUCGAUAUUUGCCGCGACAGUGGCUGCAUCACUUUGGGGCGCUCGAGGGAACUCGUGGUGGAGUGCCGCGUUGACGUGGCGCGGGUGUCGGGGCGCCACUGCGAGCUGCGCGUCGAUCCUGUCACGCGACAGGUGACGAUACGUGACCUCUCGACCAACGGCACGUACGUCAAUGGAAAGCGACUCGAAAAGGGUGUGGAAGUCGAGUUGGAGUCCGGUGAUCAUGUCUUCCUCACGAAGCCGGGGGAGGCAGACACAGUGGGAGCCGCAGCCGCUGAGUAUAUGUUUCAGCGAGUCAGCAGUGCGACAUCUGUCGGCAAUAUGGAAGAGGAGCUUACCUGCUCAGUAUGCAAGUCUCUCUACCUUCGCCCGUGCAGCAUGCUUCCGUGCAUGCACGUGUUUUGCGCCGCCUGUAUCAGCAAAUGGCUGGCGGAUGGAAACACGACGUGCUUUGAGUGCCGUGCCGAGGUAACAGAGGUGCGCCCCACGCACAAAAUACAAAGCUGUGUGGAACAGCUGCUCAAGGCGAAGCCGCACUUGGGCCGCACCGCCGAGGAGCAGGCCGAGUGUGCGGCAGCUGACAGCAUUCCGCCUACCGGCAGGAAGCUGCGAAAGCGGUUCCGUAAUGAUGAUUACAUCGACGAGGAAUCCAGCGGUGGAAGUAACAACAGUUUCGCGCUGUCCGAUGAGGAGGGCGUGCAUGCACCUCCACAGUACAACAGGAGCGCGUACGGCCACCCGCGGCCCACCGGCCCGUGCAGACACUGCGAGACUGCUUCCGCCGUCGACAGCUACCGCUGCCCUGACGGUGGCCUGCAUCAGGUGUGUUCGCAGUGUCGCCGCCUCUUUCCGCAGCGGCCACUGUGCCCUCGGCCGCAACGCUGCCAGCUCUGCAGCGUCCCGUACUGUAACUUGUACUAUGAAGAAGAGGGGGGUUGUCACUCUAGCAACGAUUGCGGCCUUAUACACUUGCGUCGCUACCAUGCACCCUCCUCGUUGCCUGAAAAAACGUUUGGUGGCAAUAGUGUGGAGCAGAGCAUCCUUUCCAACUAUCUAACUGCUAGGGGCAUUCAAGUUGAGGCGGUGUGGAAAGAGUGCAUGGAAAAACUAGAAUCGGGAGAGUGGAUUCCAGACAUAACCUGUGUUAGUGGACAACUAACAGUAGACUCUGCAUUGUGCGAAAAUUGUAUGCAAACGGUCUUCGCAUCGCUACUGUUCCACUACCGGCGGGCGGUGCCUAGUAGUGAACUUCCCGAGACUGUCAGGAACCGACCGAACUGCUGGUAUGGCAUAAACUGCCGCACUCAGUUCCACAAGAUGCAACACGCGAAUAACUACAGUCAUGUGUGCUACCAAGAAAAGCGAAAAGAGUAA